Messenger RNA from Macrosteles quadrilineatus (aster leafhopper), 1278 nucleotides. RefSeq lists its product as uncharacterized. The record is from RefSeq and is a predicted model, not a curated record. The transcript is spliced from 5 exons. The coding region runs from base 3 to 713 and encodes 236 amino acids. NCBI's taxonomy places the organism in Eukaryota, Metazoa, Arthropoda, Insecta, Hemiptera, Cicadellidae.
GAAUGGUGAGGGUGUCAGUACCACAGUACCCUGAGCUUGGCCAAGACGUAGAGCUGUUGUGUAGGUUUGAACUGCAAGGAGACAGACUGUACUCUGUGUCCUGGUAUAAGGACUACAUGGAGUUCUACCGCUUUGUACCAAGAGGAACUCCGACUCAACAUGUUCACAAGAUGGAAGGCAUCAAUGUUGACCUCGAGAGGUCGGAUGCUGCAAAGGUGGUACUACUGUCAGUCCCUCUGAAGGCCAGCGGACUUUACAUGUGUGAGGUGUCAGCAGAGGCUCCAUACUUCACCUCAGUCCACGGACAGGCUUGGAUGAGUGUCGUUGUCCUGCCCCAGGAGGGUCCCAGGAUCAGUGGCGGAAAGCCUCACUAUUCCACGGGGCAGGACCUGAGCCUCAACUGUACAGCAGGUCCUUCCCAUCCUGCCCCCCGCCUGCAGUGGUUCCUCAAUGGACAUCAGGUAAAGUCAGAAUCGCAGGCAGUGACACAGCGUCACCAACAACUGCUCUCCUCCUCCGCAGAGCUGAGGCUCGUCCUCAGACCAGAACACUUCCAUCAUGGCCGCCUCAAAGUGCGAUGCCUAGCCUCGCUGCCAACCCCUCAUCAUACCCUGCGUGAGGCUAACCUCGUAGCUCUAAGGGGAGUGGGAAGUCAACAAUGUCUGGUCAGUCUGUGGUUGUUAAUCCUUGCCAUCGCAGCUGCGUCUUCGUGAUAUUCACAACUCUACUUCAAAUUGUAAAAACUUCCUUUAUCAAAGCAAUGAUUGAGAUAUUUUAGUUUCUUGUUACCAAUUCCAAUUCUAUCAUGUAAAUACAUAUAUUUUUAGCACAUAUAAAUAUAAUUUAUUUUGUUAUACAAGAUAUUUGACAUGUUUCAAAGUAAGUGUUCAGUUCUACCUAGAGAAGUAGUAGUCAAUUAUUUAACCUGUUAGUUUUGGCUUUGGUUGGUUGUGUUAAAAUUUAAUUAAGGGUUUGAUAUGUUAUAGAUUACUAAAAAUCUAUAAUAUUAAAAUUUAUUACAAAUGUCUAUUGUUAACAUUAUGAGGAGAGCUAAACCUAGGUAAAAAUAAUACUUUACGAAUGCUACCAAUUGGUAUUUUAAGUCCAAACAAAGGUUGUUUUACGUAAAUCAUCCAAUCAUUAAGUACAGAACAAGUAAAUACUUCAGUUUCCUAGACAUCUGUAUCGGGUGAUUGACAUCUGUGUGGUUGUGUUUUUAUAACAUUUAGAACAAUUAAUUCCUAAACAUAAACCAUCCGUCUAUAUGUCCAUGUUAUG